AUGAUUUUAGUUACUACAUUUCUUGCUAUAUUCUUCUGUUUACAAGACAUUCAGUCUCUAACAACACAAGAGAAGAAAUACCGGGAAUGCUCACUGAUGGAGCGAUCCAACGAAAAUGUGCAAGGAUCUACCAGCAAACAGCAAAAGAUUGUUCAAGUAUCGCUGCAUGAACCCGCUUACCUUCACUGCACAAUACCACAUCUUAAGCAAAAUAUUGUAGCCUGGACACGUUUACGUGACGAAGCUUUGUUGACUGCUGGCGAGCAAUCAUUUACUAGUGAUUCUAGAUUUCAAAUAUUGCUGGAACCAUCCAAAGUUGACUGGGUAUUAAUUAUUAGACGAGCAGAAAGGUCAGAUUCCGGUUGUUAUUUAUGUGAAGUGAAUACCGAACCACGAAGUACUGUUUAUGCCGUAUAUUUAAAUGUUAUCGAAACACGCAAUCUCAAAGUACCAUCUUCAGCAGCAAAACGCACAACAAAUUUGAUGGCCAAUAUGAUUGGGAGUGAAGUGCUCCUGAAUUGCACAGUAACGAUCGGUAGUGAAGCAAAUAGUGUAAGUGGUGAAGUGGAAUGGUGGAGAGAUGGACAACCAAUUGAUUUUAAAAAUAGUAAAAAAUACAUAUCAAAAGUGAAACGAGACAGUAAAACGAUCGUUUAUACGUUACGAAUUCUUAGCGCCUCAAGUGAAGAUGAUGGAAGUUAUUCAUGCAAAACGGUGGAUGCACCAGAAUCAACUCAUAUGCUACACGUCAACACAAAUCUGGCUCUACGCAACGGUAGUUAUACAGUCCAGAGGAUAUCAUGGCCUUUAUUUACAUUGAUUUUUCUCCUCAUUUUGCCUCAUUUGAACUUUCCCAAUGUUUGUAUAAGCAACAAGUGCAAAAAGUGUCCAACUUUUCAAAUUAUGAAAUGA
Molecule: messenger RNA, 912 nt
Organism: Brugia malayi
Lineage: Eukaryota; Metazoa; Nematoda; Chromadorea; Rhabditida; Onchocercidae
Gene: Bma-zig-8
Exons: 8
Coding region: 1-912 (303 amino acids)
Biological process (GO): synapse organization
Cellular component (GO): neuron projection membrane
Source: RefSeq, a predicted model, not a curated record